Alosa sapidissima (American shad) is the source of this 2626-nucleotide messenger RNA. It is a transcript of the gene dnai7, whose product is annotated as dynein axonemal intermediate chain 7. The coding region runs from base 209 to 2407 and encodes 732 amino acids. The transcript is spliced from 15 exons. Gene Ontology annotation, molecular function: beta-tubulin binding; microtubule binding. NCBI's taxonomy places the organism in Eukaryota, Metazoa, Chordata, Actinopteri, Clupeiformes, Clupeidae. The record is from RefSeq and is a predicted model, not a curated record. Gene Ontology annotation, cellular component: axoneme.
AUAAUAUUGGAAAAAAUCAUAAAAGUAAGCACGACUGGACCAAGAACUAAGUAUCUAAAUAUCUUACAAAAUCCAAGUGCACAUUUUAAAAAUGACUGAAAUGAGCUGAAACCAUAGACUGUAAAAAAUAGGCUGAAACCAGUUUGUGUAUGUCAGCGUGGAUGGUUACUAUGGCAACGAACACACCGAGUUGUAAGAAUUGAGAAAUAUGUCAGGCAAAAAGAAAGGAGGCAAGCUGAGCAAAGGGGAGAAGGAGCGGUUGCAGAGAGAGGAGGAUGAACGCAAACAUAAGGAGGAGGAGGAGGCCCGUUUGGUGGCGGAGCGAGAGGAGCAGGAGAGGAGGGAGAGACAACGGCAAGAGCAGGAGGAGCAGGAGAUACUGGAGCUCAAGGACAAGGAACGCAGAGAGGAUGAGCUGAAUGAACUGCGCCAUCUGCUGGAGAAAAACCAGGCUGCUGUCAGUAAAUGGGAGUCUGAAUCCAGGGAAAAAGCUAAGUGGGAGCGCUACAUGCGUUGUGAUGGCAGCCCAGACCCCUCGGUGCUGCAGGAGAUCAACACCUUCAUCACGCUCUGGCGGGAGGACCCUGAGGCUCAGGUCAAACCCAUCCUGCAGCAGUGCGAUCUGGCACUGAGGCUCAUUGAUGAGCUGGAGGGUCUGUUGGCUGACCAACCGGAGCCUCAGGAGGCCAUCCAGCACAAGGAGACGCUGCAGUCGCUCCAGGAACUCAUCCUCGCCAAACAGAACCUCAUCACUGAGGAAGUUCUCAAGUUGGCAAAGACUCAGUCGGAUAUCGAAACAGGGAAUAUGCAGACAGUGAUCCAAGACAAGAACAUCACUCUGUGUCUCUGGGCCAACCUGAACAAGAACCCAAGGUUUAAAGGUUUCGAAUUCCAGGAGGUGGAGCUGAGCUUCAGGCUGCCUAAGCAGCUGGCCGUGGGCGACGUGGCCGUCCGCAUCCUGCACGCGCGCUACGACCACCUGUCCCACCUGAGUCGGCCCACGCCGCCACGCUCGCGCAGCUCCUUCGCCAGCAUUGUCGCCGGGGGCGACCAGGAGCCGCAGGGGCCCCAGGACACCCCUGCCGCUGCGGAGACGGAGGGGGAAGGCGAGGGGAGAGGAAGUGUUCUCCCGGGGGAGGAGGCUGAAGUGAUGUCGCUAAAGUCAGAGGGCAGGAAGACUGCUGUCAGUAUGCAGUCUGGGAAGGAGGACAGGAAGAGUGCUGCACUGAAGCCAGUAGAUGAACAUGGGAAUGAGCCAGAGGAGACUGAGACCAUGGUAGAGGGCAUAGACUCAGGUGAGGGUGGCUCCCCGUCACCCGCUGUGGACCCAGUGGCCGACAGCCUGGUGGAGAGCAUAGUGGACUUGCACCAGUUGAGCUCUCUGGGCGGCGUCUUCUACUUUGAUGCGUUCCACCUGCCACCUCAGGCUCACUCGCUCAACGGCUGGGAGAUCCGACAGCUGCUGGACACAGGCCUGCAGGUGUUCCCUUACCCCUCAGAGCAAACCCCUCUGCACAGCUCCACCUCUGGCAAACUGGACGAGAGCGGCGCCCUCUCCUACCUUCCAGUCGGGGUGUCUGUCAAGCUGCCAGACACGGUCAUCUUCCUGGAGGACCCCCAGGUGGCCAGAUGGGACCCCGCAGACCAGCACUGGAAAACAGACUGCAUCAGCGAUGUGUCGUACGAAGCAGAGGCCAGGAGGGUCUCCUUCAACAUGGACGCCUUCUACGCCUUCACGCUCAUGCAGGACAUGUACGCCAACAUGCCCUUCCAGGACUGGGAGCUGAGGCCCCUGGCACAGGACUCGGCCCUCCUCACCAUCACUGGGGCCCUCAUAGACGUCCGAAUCACCAUCAAGGGUGACCAGUGCAUGCUUCAGACGGAGCAUGAGCACGCUCCCGCCCACCUCCUUGACCGGUGGAUGAGUGCGCCAGCGCUCCAGGCGGCCAUGACCAGCGCCGGCAUCAACAUCUUCACCAGCGAUCACUCAGACAAGUAUGUCAGCGUCAACGCCAAGGAUCCGCUGAUUGAGCACACGGUCUAUGAGCAGAUGGCCCUGGUCUCCUCAGCUGUGGCUUUUGCCUGGAGCCGAUGGAACUCACAGUGUGGACAAGAACACCUGGUAUUAAAGGUAUGUGAGCAGCUGGAGGGGGAGCCGGUGGAGGACGACGCCUGGUCCCUGUACCUGCUGGGUGCCCAGAGGAGUCAGCGGCUGGCCAUGGGCGAGGACGACGCCACCUUCAGCCCGCAGCUGGCGCCGCGCUCCGAGUUCCACUCCACCUUCCUGCACAUGCUGCUGGACGGCUUGAGCGGCGUGGCGAAGGAGCGUGUGCGCGCGUCGCACCACCUCCAUGUGGAGACUGUGCAGAGGCUGCUGUGUGCCACGCGGGUGCUCACCUACUCCUGAACAAACACACACACAGGUUGCAUACAUCGUUACAUGUACAGAGACUUGUCAGUGCACACACACACAUACACUUAUGCAAACACCAUACAUGUAGCUACAUGCUCAAGGCCUCAUAUGCACCCUCAUGUGUGAAUGAGUGAACGAGAGAGAGAGAGAGAGAGAGAGAGAGAGAGAGAGAGAGAGAGAGAGAGAGAGAGAGAGAGAGAGAGAGAGAGAGAG